Messenger RNA from Penaeus chinensis, 2424 nucleotides. Its product is annotated as major facilitator superfamily domain-containing protein 8-like. Gene Ontology annotation, cellular component: lysosomal membrane. Gene Ontology annotation, biological process: transmembrane transport. Gene Ontology annotation, molecular function: transmembrane transporter activity. The record is from RefSeq and is a predicted model, not a curated record. Lineage: Eukaryota; Metazoa; Arthropoda; Malacostraca; Decapoda; Penaeidae. Bases 665 to 2278 code for a protein of 537 amino acids. The transcript is spliced from 8 exons.
CGAGGUCUCCCUUAGUCUCCCUAGUCCCACAACGUUUGCAUGGGGAUAACGUGGCGGUCGGGCCUGAGUUCCAGGUUUUCUCAUAUUUAUGUAUUUGAACAGAAGGAAGGGCGUCUUCCGUCGAGAGAUGGUAGUGAUCGGAUUGGAAAGUCAUUGCAUUCCGCAUAUACAUCGACGACAGAACGUUGCGGAUUUAUGAUAACGGUUUUCUUAUGAGGAAUUCCGUGUAGAGUAUUAUAAAGUGGUUAUAUAUAGUCAUGCUCGGUAUAGAAGGGCGACUUGUAUUUACGUCAGUGUGAGGAAUCCGAGCGAAAAAGUGUGUGUGACGAACUCUGGGACAUACCUACGCCAGUAAGAAAACGGGUGAAUACCAUUAGUGUGGUGAUUUACAAAGAACUGCCAUUAUCCACUUUCAGAACAUUCUUGCAUCAUCUAGGCUUAAAACGUAAACAUGCCAGCACAGGUAGCAGCAGCCGAAGAGUUUGACGAAAAUUCGGAUGCCCUUUUCAGACCAUCAAGAGACUCGCCUGUUGUCAGUACCUCGGAAAACAGAUCAAGAUAUGGAAGAAGGUGCCAGAGUUCAUCGCCAAAAGCUCCCAAGAAAUGAAGUCUUCGUCUAUCAGAGUGUUACAACGCCGGAGGAAAAUCACCUUCGUAAGGAUGCAUGCCCAGCCCGUACCUGAGAGAUGGCGAAAUUUCUCAGAUGAUACCUGAGGGACAGCCUGAAGUUCUUGAAACUGCAUCUGAAAGAAGAGCUAGACGUCAUUCCCACUGGAUCAUCUAUAUUACUGCAUUUGUCAUGUCCAUCGGAUUUUCUAUAGUGUUAACUGGAGUAUGGCCAUACCUGCAGCGGUUAGAUGCAGGAGUGUCCAAAGAGUUUUUAGGUUGGGCCAUUGCUGCCAAUCCACUUGGGCAGAUGGUUGCGUCGCCACUCUUGGGACUAUGGGGAAAUAAAGCAGGAUCCAAUAGAGGUGCAUUUCUUACAACGAUUCUGCUCUUCAUCGUUGGGAACAUCCUCUACGCCAUCCUUAGCCUGUUUGGUACAGCAGCCAGAGGCGUCAUGAUUUUCUCACGAUUUCUUGUAGGGAUUAGUUCAGCUAAUAUUGCUAUCAUCAGAUCAUACAUAGCUUCAUCUACAACUUUAAAGGAAAGAACUACAGCUGUUGCACUAACUUCUGCUGCACAAGGACUCGGUUUUAUUAUUGGCCCAGCUAUUCAGGCAGCAUUAGCAGUGGCUUUCUCACAUGAGAAAACAAGUGAGAAUAAGACAUCCUCGGUGCCCGAGAUCCUGGAAGAUGAGGCGGAAGAUGCCGGCCUUGGAAUUGAGUGGAAUAUGUAUACAGCUACUGGUUGGGUUGCAACCUUCCUAGGGGCAUUGAACUUCUUUCUUUUUAUGCCCUGCAUCUUCAAAGAAUACCCAAUAGCAGCCAAAGAAGCUCAGCUCAAAAGAGAUGCUGCCAAGGAAGAUAAAAAAUUACCAAAGCCUGAUUACCUUGCACUGGUUGGUGUACUGGUUUCUUUCUUCAUUAUCCUUUUCAUAUAUGUCUUGAUAGAAACAUUGCUUGUUCCCAUGUGCAUUGACCUGUAUGCCUGGACUGAUGAACAAGCUAUAACAGUUGUAGGAGUUGGUUUAAGUAUAGCUGGAGCUGUGUCAGUCAUAAUGUUUACCUUGACAAGUGUCUUAACUAGGAAAUUUGAUGAGCGUAAAGUUUUUAUUUUUGUUGGAUUAGUUCCAUUAACAAUAGCCAUGUUGAUUCAUUUCCCAAUGGGAAAUACUUAUCCAAAAAUGCAGAAUUGUACUUCACAUGAUAGUGCAAGUGAGUUAGGAAGCUUAACUACAGUAUUACCAAACAUGAAUUUUACUGAACCAAAUAGUUCAUUAUCUCGACAAAGGCGUCAUUCUGCAAGAGAUGACACUUGCACUGAUCUUGGCUGCCCUCAAAAGCAGGAAUGGUGCCUUUACACACCAAUUGUAGAAAUGCCUCAGAUGGUUGUGGCAGAUACAGUUGCAGUUAUAGGGUAUCCAGUUGCAUUUACUCUCUCUAGUUCCUUCUUCUCAAAAUUAUUAGGGCCAAAGCCACAAGGUGUGUGGAUGGGUAUCCUAACAAGCACUGGAAGUUUUAGUCGAGUCACCGGUCCAAUUUUUGUGUCUUACAUGUACACUGCUUUAGGCACUAGGUGGACAUUUGGUAUCCUUUUUGUAGUAAUGUCUCUUACUCUUGUUAUCAUUUCUUUGUUGUUCAGAAGACUUGUUCCUAUGAAGUUGGUUGCAACUUAAAUUGUUGGAAGUUCUCAUUGCCAUCAUAAUUACAUUGUAGAUUCACUGCUUAUUGUUUAUUAACUGGUUUGUUUUUGGUUGAUGUCAAGUAAACCUACUACAUUGUUGAUUUUACAAAGUUGGUGGAGGUUAUUCUUUCAUUAUCA